CUGUGAGUAAGUACAACCCACUUAGAACUGAAUGACAGAAACGCUUUUACUUCAUCUUUUGGUCUGUGAAUUCAUAAAGGUUAAACGUGCGAAUAGGUACUUCGUUUGCUUCGCAGUUAGUCAGUGGACACCUGCUUGAUCGUAAAGCUUAAGGACAGACAGACAGAAUGAUUGAUCUGCAAAAUUUAAAGCAGCCGUCAGUGGCCAUUAAAGCAGCUGAAGUCGUCCUGCUUUUCAUCGCCGUGUCCAUAUUCGCGGGCCACGGUACCCACUGGACCUACUUCGCCAUGAGCACGAUGCUGGGCAGUCUCCUCAACGCGAUCGUCCUCCUCGGGUGUUUCUUGCUGGGCUACAUGCAAAUUCAGAAGACCCCCUUUGAACUGGUGCUCAAUGUAUACUACACCUUGGCAGUGUUCGUGUCCUCCAUCUUACUCAUGGCGAGCGGGUACUCCCUCUUUGUGGCCAGUGGCGUCUUCUGCCUUUUCCUCACCUUCUUCUACGGCGUCGAUGUCUACUUCACUUACCUCAACGUGGCCAACAGACCGACGUCCUUCCCUCCCGCGUCCCAACCCGCCGGGUCCUCGCAGGGCGCGCAGGACACAGUAGACACUGCUGCCAAUCCGAACAACGUCUUCGUCACUAACCCGACUUAUCCCUCUACCAUGAACUACCCGCCGUCUACCGUGACCUACCCACCUACUGUGACCUCCCCACCUACCGUGUACUACCCGCCACCCGAAUACCCUGCUAACAGCCCAAUUGGACCCAAGCCCUAAUUCGGAACCGAUGGGCAUUAACGUUAAGGUAUAGAUUUGGGAGAAGGGGGGGGGGGGGAGCGAAUGUUUUUUUUUUUUUUUUUGUGCUGUCCCUUCAGAGAAACUUAUGGAAAUUGUGGUAUUACGCCUCUUUGUUGUACGUGUAGGAAGCUCGGCAAUUUUGCUUGUUUUUGUGAUCUUGAUUGAUAUUAAAAAAUGUACUUGCCAAGAGUGCAAAGCAUACUGUACAUAGGUGACUUGUACUUUUGAGAGGUACAUUGUUUACAGGCAAGUGAAAGAGAGAAACGAUGAGUGAUAUUUGGUGUUAUAACUGUCCUAUUAAUCCUGAGAGAAAACAAGAAACAUUCACACUCGUACACACACACAUACACACGUGCGUAUUCCGUUCAGAACCUGAUCUGAUAGCUUUGUCCAGUUAUAAGGACUUUUGUCACGUUAAUAAUAAGUGAUGUACUGGUAAAACCUAUUUCCAUUUUCUUUUGAUCUGUUUCAUAUGGUCUCUACUCGUUAGGGGCAUUGUAAUAAACUAUUUGAAAUAAAAUCCGAAUGAAG
Penaeus chinensis is the source of this 1328-nucleotide messenger RNA. RefSeq lists its product as uncharacterized. Gene Ontology annotation, cellular component: membrane. The record is from RefSeq and is a predicted model, not a curated record. Lineage: Eukaryota; Metazoa; Arthropoda; Malacostraca; Decapoda; Penaeidae. The transcript is spliced from 4 exons. The coding region runs from base 168 to 776 and encodes 202 amino acids.